AUGGCAAUGAAAACAUCUUUCCUGUUUCUGCUGAGCCUGACAUCACCGCUUUGCUGCACAACACACCAAGCUGCUCUGACUGUGAGUCCCAGCAGAUCUCAGUUCUUUGAGUUAGACUCUGUGUCUCUGAGCUGUGAGGAGAACAACAGCUCUGCUGGAUGGACUGUGAUGAGGAACACAACCAGAGGAACCAGGACUCAGUGUGGAAAGGAAUGGGGGAAAUCAGCUGGUUCUACCUGUAACAUCAGUUAUGUUUUAGAAAGAGACACUGGAGUUUACUGGUGCUGGUCGUCCAGAGAGGGAGCAGCCAGCAGCAGCAUCCAGCUCACUGUCACUGGUGGAUCAGUGAUCCUACAGAGUCCUGUCCUCCCUGUGAUGGAGGGAAAUAACGUCACUCUGAGCUGUCAAACAAAGACCACUCCCUCCAACCUCCCAGCUGCUUUCUAUAAAGAUGGCUCCCUCAUCAGGACUGAGCCCAAAGGUCACAUGACCCUCCACCAUGUGACCAGCUCUGAUGAAGGCCUCUACAGGUGUAACAUCAGUGAUCAUGGAGAGUCUCCAUCCAGCUGGAUUUCUAUUGAAGGUCAGAAGAUCAAUCAGCUUGAAACUCAUAACAUUAGCAUCCCGAGUAGAGUCAAAGCAGAGGCUGCCACCAGCACCCCCUGCAGUGGAAUGCAGUUCUGCUCCCACCAUAAGGACUGGAGUAAGGAGAGGAUUCUCUACAUCCUCUCCGUAGUCAGUUGGGUCAGCAUGGCAACCGAAUACAAGUCCAUAUCGAUAAAAACUGCCUGCUAG
Molecule: messenger RNA, 795 nt
Organism: Cyprinodon tularosa
Lineage: Eukaryota; Metazoa; Chordata; Actinopteri; Cyprinodontiformes; Cyprinodontidae
Exons: 5
Coding region: 1-795 (264 amino acids)
Biological process (GO): cell surface receptor signaling pathway
Molecular function (GO): transmembrane signaling receptor activity
Source: RefSeq, a predicted model, not a curated record